AUGCGAGCACAUAAACAACAAUAUUCACACAUGUUUUGUUUUUGGCUUCAUUGAAAAUGUUUUGUACGGCGUUAAAUCGUCUUAUUGAGCAUGGACAAGUUUUAGAUCAAAGAAGUGAGAUUGAUCAACAGCUUCUUGAAACCCUUAAGAACAUAACAGAUGGUUUAAAACAGUUGAAAAACAGGGAGAUUUUAGACUGCCCACAUAUUGAUGUCUUUGUUAAAAUCCUUGGCCAGGAGUUGGAGGCUGUGGUAAAGGAAGCAAGUAGUGUUGCAAUGAAAUUGCCCAAUCAUGAUGUCUGUGUGGAGUGCUUGAGAUGUUUACGGAAUUCUUGUGUGGAUUGUUCACGUAACCAAAACCUGCUAUGUAAUACUGAAGCAAUUAGUUUCAUCAAGAAGUUGGUAGAUGUAUUGACAAGGCAUCCAGAGGGCAGCAAACAAGCAACAACACUUUGCUGUGCUAUUCAAGUCCUUAGCAAUAUAGGAAGUGGCAAUAAACAAGCUCAGCAGAUGAUCUGGAUGAACAUUUUCCCAGACACUUUAUGGCAAUUUUUAAAGUAUGCAGAUAAUAAAGUACAAACUUAUACAUGUAUGCUUAUCUGUCAUUCUCUGACCUCUGACCUUCAACAGCUACUCAUUAUGCAGCCCCAGGGUUUAGCCAUCAUAGACACCAUUUUGGAACUUUCUACAAAAGAGACUGAACAAGACUGGUGCUUACAAAUCCUGCAAGAAUUAUUAAAGUCUUCUGGUUUUUUUCUGGAGGUGUAUGACAGCUUCAGCGACAAUUCAAAGGUAACGCUUCUUGAUGUCACGGCAGCACUACUCUCAAAUGAUACCGAUAAUUCAUUGGUUCAUGAAACUGUAACAGUAAGCUCAGCCAGCAAUGCUUGUUCACAUUCCCAUGUACCCGUCCUUUCCAUUGCCUAUCUUGCUGAGAAGUUUGAAGAAUGUACUAAAUAUUUGACAGGGUUCAUUGAAGAUAAUGAUACACACUCAAGGAAUGAAAUUGAGCUGCUUGUACCUCUACGACUUUUAAAAGUGCUGUGCUUUGCAACAUCAAACUUACAAAUCUACCGCCCUCUACAGGAUAGAACUUCAUUACUUGUGUGUGCAUUAGGUCUUCUUCAAAGUGCUCAUCUUCUAAAGCCUAAAAUUGAAUCAACAUCCUCAACUCUUUAUUCUGGCCAACAAGAUAUACACCCAAGCCAUGGAUUCAAGAGAGAUCUAAUCCGGUUGGUUGGCAAUAUGUGUUUCAGACAUACCUAUAACCAAAACAAGGUUAGAGAAUUGGAAGGAAUACCAUUACUACUGGAUAACUGUACAAUCGAUUCAAAUAACCCUUUUAUAAGUCAAUGGGCAACUCUGGCCAUACGUAAUGUUUGUGAGAACAACCGGGAAAAUCAAGAAAUCAUCAAGGGAAUGAAUACUAAAGGAAUAGCCAGUAGCGACAUGAUCCAAAGUAUGGGGAUCCAGACGGAAAUUAGAGACGGACAGGUGUAUAUAAAGACAAAACCCAAGUAAACGAAACAAGAUUUACAUGAACAGCCUCUACAGUUACAGAUAACUUGAACUUCAUGGAAGUCUGAUAGUGAUGAGCGGUGGCAUAAAACUAAAUUUUGGUCAAGGCCCACAGAGUCUGAAUUAGCGCCGUGAUGUUUCAUUCUCAGCGUCAAGGUUGCUGUAAACGGAUGUUCGAGCAUAAAAAAUAACAACAUAAACCGAAAUCAUGUGUUUAAAUAUAUAGAAUAUACCAGGUUAUUAUAUUAUUCAACGCUUAUCUAAGAAACCGUAGCACAAUCUGUCAUUUUCAAUUUUAAUAUGUGUCGACUUUUGCAUAAAUUGAAAGGAUAGAUGUUGUCCAGAUAUGAUUACUGUACACUGAGAGUAAGGCGUGGUUAAGAAUAAUUAUGAAAUGGAAUUAAAGUAUAAACAUGAUUCUUACUCAGAAUUUGAUCAAUGAUUAAAUAAUAUUCUUGGUUAAACCUAAUAUUAACUACUUUGCAUCAUAUAACAGUAUUAGGUUUUUUUUCUUCGUGUUAGGAAGAAUUUAAUUUCGCUUUUUUUUUAGUUCACACAGGCCAGCAGUAGCUUGAAGUAAGCCAAUGUGAUAAAUAGGCUAUUUUCAAAAAUUAGGGUGAAGGGGAGAUUUCGCGCCAACACCAUUUUGACUGCGCGUCCUAUUUAGUUUACAAAAGGGGAUCCCCUAUUUUAAUAUUGAAUGACUCUUGUGAUUCGUUUUUUGUAGUUACUCACUUAAAACCCUAUAGGAUAUUUCAACAUAGGGCUAGAGCUGAACAAAAGUAGCGUAACGGUGAAAAUGAUGAGGCCUAUAUCUACAAUCAGAUUGCUAGAUAAGCCAUGGGGAACAUGAGCAUAGGCUAAUGUACGGAUAACACAUAAAAAAAUAAUGUCUCAAGACGUUAUUAUUAGGAAAAAGACACAAAAAUCAUAUUGAAAAAAUUAAAAAAAAAUAUCUGAAGCGGUUAGUGAGAUACAGAUUUUUGAAUAUUUAAAAACAUGGGGAAAAGCUGAAAAAGUGUGGUUACGCCCUUUCCCCACAUAAAUCUGUAUCCUCAUAACCGCUCCAAACUUUUUCGUCAAAUAUGCUUUUUAUGUCUUAGCAUUUUUUCCUCCGGAACGCGACUUAUAAUGAUUAUUUCUAUUGAAACGAUUAUGUUUUUGCUAUUACAGUUUGUUUAAUACAACAUGAUUAAUUAGAUUACCAGUCUAAUUUAAUGUGUUACGAAAGGAAUACACGACUUUUAUUAUGCCCAUAUACUCAUGGGUGUAUAUUUUUCAAUUUAAAGCUUAUAAUUUCCUUAAUAAAUAGUGAGAAAUCACUAUAUUAAUUAGCACACACCAAUAGAUUAUCGUUAAUAUUAAUGUGGCCAUCACACGAGCUAA
Molecule: messenger RNA, 2903 nt
Organism: Anneissia japonica
Lineage: Eukaryota; Metazoa; Echinodermata; Crinoidea; Comatulida; Comatulidae
Product: ataxin-10-like
Exons: 10
Coding region: 57-1520 (487 amino acids)
Biological process (GO): neuron projection development
Cellular component (GO): cytosol
Source: RefSeq, a predicted model, not a curated record